CAAAUACUCGAGUUGAUAAAUGGACAUUAAAUUCAAGUACUAGUACUUCAGCAAUGUAUGUGAAGAACUCGUGUUGGGGUCUCUUCAUCGAUAUUAAUAAUAAUCUUUAUUGUUCAAUGUAUGCACUCAAUCAAGUUGUCAUGAAAUCAUUGACUACUAAUUCAGCUAUGUGGACAGUUGCUGCUGGUGCAAACUGUUCGGUACCAAGUACGAAUACACUUAAUGGUCCUUGUGGAAUUUACGUUGAUACAAAGCUUAAUUUAUAUGUUGCUGAUUGCGGUAACAGUCGAAUUCAAUUAUUUCUAUCAACACAAAUAAUUGGAAAAACGGUCGCAGGUACGGGAGCAAUAGGAACUAUUGCUCUAAAUUGUCCUACUGGAAUUGUUCUUGAUGCUAGUGAUUAUCUCUACAUUACGGACUGUAAUAAUCACCGUAUUGUUGCGUCAGGACCGAACGGAUUCCGCUGUUUGGUUGGAUGUUCAGGCGUCUCUGGUGCAGCAUCUAAUCAAUUAUAUUAUCCGACUGCUUUAAGUUUUGAUAGCUAUGGAAAUAUGUAUGUUGUUGAUCAAUUCAAUAAUCGAAUACAAAAGUUUCCUAUAACAAGCACUUCUUAUAAUGUGACUCUUAAUCAACCAAACUUGUGUCCAUCUACAACAUGGUAUACAAAUGCAAUUACAUUUGCCAAUGCUAGUACGGCUGGAACUCUCGUAUAUGGUGUUUUUGUUAGUAUUAAUAAUACUGUGUAUGUAGCUAAUCAACAAACUAACAAAGUCAUAGUAUGGUUCGAAGGAAGUAUUAAUCCAGAUAAAAUUAUUUCUGGUAGUCUGAAUACGUCAUUCGAUCUUUUCGUUACUCCUUUAGGUGACAUAUAUGUUGAUAAUGGUUUAAGUAAUGGUCGAAUUGAUAAAUUUUCAUUCAACUCAAGCAUAAGUACUUCUGUAAUGUCAGUUCCUAAUGCAUGUUACGGCAUUUUUGUUGAUAUUAGUAAUACUCUUUAUUGUUCAGCAUUUUAUUCUCAUCAAGUUGUUAAGAAAUGGUUGAAUGAUAAUGUACUCACAUCAACUAUUGUUGCUGGCAACGGUACAGCAGGAUCAACAGCGACUACGCUUAAUGGGCCUUUGGGAAUUUUUAUCGAUGCUCACGUUAAUUUAUAUGUUACAGAUUUUUAUAACAAUAGAAUACAAAUGUUUCCCGUUGGACAAUUUAAUGGGAUAACUUUAGCGGGAGCUAGUGUACCAGGAACUAUUACACUUAAUCAGCCAAAUAGUAUUACAUUAGAUGGUAAUGGAUAUCUUUUUAUUACGGAUACUUAUAAUCAUCGAAUAAUUGGAUCAGGACCAUAUGGUUUUCGAUGUUUAUUUGGGUGUACGACAAUAUAUGGUUCUGCACCAAGUCAAUUGUAUUAUCCAGCAACUUUAAGGUUUGAUAGUUAUGGAAAUCUAUUUGUUGCUGAUAGAUUUAACUAUCGCGUGCAAAAGUUUAUAUUAGCAUCAAAUUCAUGUAGUCUUUCUUAUAAUCAACCAACAUUUUGUUAUAAUGCUUUAUGGUAUUCUAGUGCAUCAACUUUUGCAUCAAGUAGUACAAUUGGUACUUCACCUUAUGGUAUUUUUAUUGAUGGAAUUAAUACUGUGUAUGUACCUAAUCGAGUUAGUAACACUAUUUUAUCAUGGCCUCAAUGGAGUAAUACAUCAACAAGUAAUAGUUAUAGUAAUUUAAGUAGUCCAUACAGUCUUUUUAUGUCUAUGACUGGUGAUAUUUAUAUUGAUAAUGGUUAUUCAUAUGGUCGAGUCGAUAAAUAUACAUUUAAUACAUCAAAUUCCGUUACUGUUAUGAAUGUGAAUGAAAGCUGUUAUGGUUUAUUUAUUGAUAUUAACAAUAAUCUUUAUUGUUCACUUAAAAAUCUUCAUCAAGUUGUUAAACUUUUACUUAAUAAUGGUACAACCAUUCCGACAAUUGCAGCCGGAAAUGGUUCUGCUGGAUCACUAUCAAAUAUGCUUAAUUCUCCACAAGGAGUCUAUGUUGAUAGUAAUUUAAACUUAUAUAUUGCAGACAGUGCUAACAAUCGUAUUCAAUUCGUUCAAACUGGUCAAUUAAAUGGAAUGACAAUCGUUGGUAAUGGAUCAUCAGCAAAUAUUAUACUCAACUAUCCGACUGGAGUUGUCCUUGAUGCUAAUGGUUAUCUUUUUAUUGUCGAUAGUUAUAAUCAUCGUAUUGUUGCUUCAAGUUAUUAUGGUUUUCGAUGUAUAGUGGGAUGUUCAGGAGGUGGUUCAACUGCAUCUCAAUUAUCUUUUCCACAAAGUAUGGCUUUUGAUAGCUAUGGAAAUAUAUAUGUUACUGAUCGAAAUAAUAGUCGAGUGCAACAAUUCACUCUUCAAACUAACAAUUGCAGUAAGUUAUUUCAAUACCGACUACCACCACCACUACUACUACGAGCAGCACCAGCAGUACCACAACUAGCACUACUACUACUACCACGAGUAAGACUACAAGCAGUAGCAGUACAACAAGUAGUACUACCACCACCACUAGUAGCACUACUACUACUACAACCAGUACCACGAGUAGCACUACGACUAGCAGUACUACUACGAGCAGUAGCACUACCACUACCACCACCAGUACUACAAGCAGCAGUACUACAAGUAGCACUACUACCACUACCACUACCAGUAGUACAACUACAAGCAGUAGCAGUACCACAAGUACCACUACUACUACUACUACUACCACAAGUACUACAACAAGUAGCAGUAGUACCACAAGUAGUACUAGUACGAGCAGCAGUAGCACCUCAAGUACCACUACUACCACGACCACCACUAGCAGUACUACUACUACUACCACCACAAGUACUACAACAAGUAGCAGCAGUACCACAAGUACCACUACCACCACAAGCAGUAGUACCUCAAGCAGCACCACUACAAGCAGCAGCAGCACUUCAAGUACUACUACUACUACCACUACCACCACUAGUACUACAACAAGUAGCCGCAGCUCCACAAGCAGUACCACCACGAGCAGCAGUAGUACUUCAAGUAGCACUACUACUACCACUAGUACGACAACAAGCAGCAGCAGUACUUCAAGUAGCACCACUACCACGACCACCACUACCAGUAUCACUACGAGCAGUAGCAGUACUACAAGUAGUAGUACAACGAGCAGCAGCAGUACUACAAGUAGUACUACCACGAGCAGCAGCAGUACUUCCAGUAGCACCACUACUACGACCACCACCAGCAGCACCACUGCGAGCAGUAGUAGCACUACAAGUAGCAGUACAACGACUAGUAGCAGUACUUCAAGUAGUACUACCACAAGCACUAGUAGUAUCUCAAGUAGCACUACUACCACCAGCAGUAGUACUUCAACAAGCAGUAGCAGUACCACAAGUAGUACCACUACAAGCAGCAGCAGUACUUCAAGUAGCACGACUACCAGUACCACUACGAGCAGUAGCAGUACUACAAGUAGCAGUACAACAAGUAGUAGUAGUACUUCAAGUAGUACUACCACGAGCAGCAGUAGUACCUCAAGUAGCACUACUACCACCAGCAGUAGUACUUCAACGAGCAGUAGCAGUACCACAAGUAGUAUAG
Molecule: messenger RNA, 3602 nt
Organism: Adineta steineri
Lineage: Eukaryota; Metazoa; Rotifera; Eurotatoria; Adinetida; Adinetidae
Source: the annotation of a GenBank genome assembly